Molecule: messenger RNA, 1803 nt
Organism: Alternaria atra
Lineage: Eukaryota; Fungi; Ascomycota; Dothideomycetes; Pleosporales; Pleosporaceae
Exons: 1
Coding region: 1-1803 (600 amino acids)
Molecular function (GO): oxidoreductase activity
Source: RefSeq, a predicted model, not a curated record
AUGGCUUUCUCAAUGGGAAUGCCCUGGAACGAGGGCGAAGAGAAGAUGCACCGCCUCCUCCGCGUUCCUCCUCAAGACAACCCAACAUCUGCUAUGCUCACACCACAAGCCACUUUCAUGUUCCAACGCGCUCCUCUGCUUGCCUUCGGGACCCUAGAUGCACAAUCUCGACCAUGGACGACUCUAUGGGGCGGCACGCCCGGUUUCUCCGAACCGCUUGGUGGAGGCUUCAUCGGCACGCGCACUCUCGUUGACGACAAGAAUGACCCUGUUGUACAAGCGCUCGUGGGCGAUGGUGAGAAGGGCGAAAUGACCCAAGCAAAAGACGGUGGCAAGUUAGUAGCAGGUUUAGCCAUCGAUCUUAUGACAAGAAAAAGAGUCAAGGUUGCUGGUCGUAUGAUCGCAGGAACAUCAACGAAUGUCAACGUUGAGGUCGAAGGGGAGGAAGACAGGACACAACAACAGAUCCAACUCGUCACAAAGAUCGAACAAAGUUUGGGAAACUGUCCCAAGUAUCUCAACCAAUAUGAGAUAUACCCAGCGCUCGUCACCGCAAAACUAGUAUCGCAAUCUUCAGCGUUGUCAGAGGAAGGAAAAACACUUAUAGCAAAAGCCGACAUGUUCUUCCUAUCCACUACAACAGAAGACGAUAUGGACGUCAACCACCGCGGCGGCCCGGCGGGAUUUGUUCGGAUGAUAGACUCAAACUCACUCGUCUACCCAGAAUACUCUGGAAACCGGCUUUACCAGUCCCUCGGUAAUCUGCAACUCAACCCAAGAGUUGGUAUCACGUUUCCAGGCUACGAUACUGGGGACGUACUUUACCUGACCGGCACGACUGACAUCCUCGCUGGUGCAGACGCAGCUGCCCUGUUGCCGGGUAGCAAUCUAGCCGUAAAAAUCACGAUCUCUGAAUGCCGAUUUGUGACCAACGGUCUACCAUUCCGUGGUGUGAAGAAAACACCCAGCCCCUACAAUCCACUCGUCCGCACCCUCGCUUCCGAAGGAAAUAUACGCAGCGCACUGUCCGUCUCCCGAACCAUCGCAUCUCUGACCAAGAAAGAGGUUCUCACACCUAGUAUCGCUCGUUUCACCUUCUCCGUCAAGGAUGGGAUAACAUAUCGUCCAGGGCAAUGGAUCGCUCUAGAUUUCAGCGCUGAACUAGACAUUGGAUACGAACAUAUGCGCGACGACGAUCCGGAGAGUUUGAACGAUGAUUUUGUCAGGACGUUCACCAUCUCCUCCACCCCUAACAAGGAUGGUGGGAAGGAGAAGGAGUUCGCGAUCACAAUACGCAAGGUUGGCACUGUGACAAGGUUCCUCUUCCAGCAGAAUGAGCGGGCGGGGCUGGAAAUAGGUGUUCUGGGUGUAGGAGGCGAGUUCAAAGUGGAGAGAGCUGGGGAGGGCAAAGCCGUGUUUGUGGCUGGUGGAGUGGGUGUCACACCGUUGUUUGGACAGGCUGGUGGACUGGAUCUGGAGGCUGGAGGAUUCAAGUUGCUCUGGGCGAUCCGCAAGGAGGAUGUGGGGUUGGUGAGGGAUACCUUUCGGCGGUACCCUGGGCUAGGAGGCUGUACGACGGUAUUCUUGACAGGUGGUGAGAGUGAUGGUGUGGAUGGGAAGUUGGCUAAUAUGAGAGAUGAGGUGAAGGCUGAAGCUAAGGUUAUCGAGAGGAGGAUGGUGAAGAGCGAUGUACAAGGUAUGCAGGCUGAUACGUGGUAUGUGUGUGCUGGGAAGGGAAUGAGGAAGGAAAUUACGGGGUGGCUGGAAGGGCAGAAAAUCGUGUUCGAAGACUUUGAUUAUUAA